CUUCUAUGUUUUCAUAGAUGUCACCUGACGCUUCAUUUGAGCGAGUGUUCCGAAAAGGCAGUGCAGUGCACAGUCACAGGCUGCAAGGCCAUCACAAAGAGAAAAGACACCGAAGAACACAUCUUUACCGCCGCAGCCACACAUUCCGUGCUUCAGACGGGAGAAGUGCAAAAACUACGGGGUGUGAUGCACUUUAAGGUUCGGUACAAAUCUAGCUUAUAAUUAUACAAAUACAAACAUUAAAGACUGCAAAGAAGCACGUAUAUAAACAAGAAUUACUGUAACACCAACAAUAUUUUAUUCGUGUGUUGAUUGUUAAAAAAGAAGAAAUAGUGAUUGCGCCUUUAUAUAUUGUGUACAAUCUUAACCUAGGAAGUAUUUUAAAGACUUCAAAAGACAAUCCUCGAACCAAAUAGUUUGCUGCAUAGGUUGCCAUUAUUACUGAAAGAAAUUUAAUAUUAUCUUUCCCUUUUCUGCAGAGACCCAAACCAGCUUGGUUUCUGGAGGAGGAGAAUGUGUUCUCCUUCUGCUGGAAAACAAGUGGUUUAAAAACCCAAACUCAAUCCGGAGCAAGCACCGAAUAUCGCUGCCCUAACGGAAACAGGUGGAGAGGAAUUCUGUCUGUCGAAGGAGGCCAACUCCACCUGCUGUCCCUACAGCUGGUGUCUUCUGUGACACCAGUAAUAGUUGGAGCAAGGUAA
This is a messenger RNA of Porites evermanni, 701 nucleotides long. The record is from the annotation of a GenBank genome assembly. NCBI's taxonomy places the organism in Eukaryota, Metazoa, Cnidaria, Anthozoa, Scleractinia, Poritidae.